ACAAUUGGAGCUGCCUUUGUGGCCAAGGUGAUGUCCGUGGGGGACCAGACAGUGACCCUGGGCAUCUGGGACACAGCUGGCUCGGAGCGCUACGAGGCCAUGAGCCGCAUCUAUUACCGUGGGGCGCGAGCUGCUGUCGUCUGCUACGAUCUCACCGACAGCGGCAGUUUCCAGCGAGCCAAAUUCUGGGUGAACGAGCUGCAGAACUGUGAAGAGGGCUGCCGGAUCUACCUGUGUGGCACCAAGAGUGACCUGCUGGAGGAGGACAGGAGAAAGCGAGGGGUUGACUUCCACGAUGUGCAGGACUACGCUGAUGAGAUCAAAGCAGACCUCUUCGAGACCUCCAGUAAGACAGGCCAGAGCGUGGAUGAACUGUUUCAGAAGGUGGCUGAGGACUACAUCAACUUCUCUGCCUUCCAGGUGAUGACAGAGGAGAAGGGUGUCGACCUGGGCCAGAGGAGCAAUCCCUACUUCUAUAGCUGCUGCCACCACUGA
Acanthisitta chloris (rifleman) is the source of this 495-nucleotide messenger RNA. It is a transcript of the gene RAB24, whose product is annotated as RAB24, member RAS oncogene family. The annotation marks the transcript as partial. Lineage: Eukaryota; Metazoa; Chordata; Aves; Passeriformes; Acanthisittidae. The transcript has 7 exons. The record is from RefSeq and is a predicted model, not a curated record. Gene Ontology annotation, molecular function: GTPase activity; GTP binding.